Molecule: messenger RNA, 2081 nt
Organism: Glycine soja
Lineage: Eukaryota; Viridiplantae; Streptophyta; Magnoliopsida; Fabales; Fabaceae
Product: proteinaceous RNase P 2-like
Exons: 6
Coding region: 146-1738 (530 amino acids)
Biological process (GO): tRNA 5'-leader removal
Molecular function (GO): protein binding; ribonuclease P activity
Source: RefSeq, a predicted model, not a curated record
CCAUGUUUGGGCAGAAGAGCAAGCCCAUGGUUUUUGGGCCCCAAUCACGAGUAACUGCCACAGAAAAGAAAAAACCGCCAUCUAGGGUUUAAACUAACUAAACCCUGCAAAUCCUCACAGCAAAACUUCCGAAUCUGACCCUUCGAUGGAGCACUCGAACAAGAAGAAGAAGAAGAAAGGCAGCCAAAACCCUGAGGCCAAGUUCCAAUUCGAGCUCAACACAUGUUCCAAGGCGAAGGACCUCCGUGGCGCCAUAUCCCUCUAUGACGACGCCGUUUCGAACAACACCCGCCUCAACCAGCAUCACUUCAACGCCCUCCUCUACCUCUGCUCCAACUCCGUCGCCGACCCCUCCCUCAAAUCCACCGCCCUCGAUUACGGCUUCCGCGCCUUCUGCCACAUGUCCGCCCUCGCCGUCCUCCCCAACGAGGCCACCGUCACCGCCGUCGCGCGCCUCGCCGCGGCGAAAGGCGACGCCGGUUACGCCUUCGACUUGGUGAAGAGCAUGGGCAAGAACUACAACAACGCUUUGCCGAGGCUGCGAACCUACGAUCCUGCUCUGUUCUGUUUCUGUGAAAUGCUUGACGCGGAUAAGGCCUACGAGGUGGAGGAGCAUAUGAGUGGGGUUGGAGUGAGCCUGGAGGAGGCGGAAGUCGCGGCGCUUUUGAAGGUGAGUGCGCGGUGUGGUAGAGCGGAUAAGGUGUAUGAGUAUUUGCAUAAGCUUAGAAGCUCUGUGAGGUGUGUUAGUGAGUCCUCUGCGGUGGUUAUUGAGGAGUGGUUUCGUGGCAGCAAGUCCUCUGAGGUUGGCGAGGUGGAAUUCGAGGCCGGGCAAGUUAAAGAGGGAGUUUUGAGGAACGGGGGAGGGUGGCAUGGUCAGGGAUGGGUUGGGAAAGGGGAUUGGGUUGUGAGCAGAACGAGUGUUGGUGCUGAUGGACAUUGUUGUUGUUGCGGGGAGCAAUUGGUUUGUGUUGAUAUUGAUGACGCGGAGAGGGAGAAGUUUGCAGGGUCUGUUGCUGCCUUGGCCUUUGAACGAGAGGUCAAGGCCAAUUUUAGUGAAUUUCAGGCCUGGCUUGAAAAGCAUGCCUCUUAUGAAGCUAUAGUGGAUGGAGCAAAUAUUGGGCUCUACCAACAAAAUUUUGCAGAUGGCGGAUUUAGCAUUUCUCAGCUUGAUGAUGUUGUGAAAGAACUGUACAAUCGGAGUGGGAAGAAAUGGCCGCUUGUUGUGCUGCACAACAAGCGUCUAAGAGGGCUGAUGGAAAAUCCUUCUAGCAGAAGACUGGUGGAGGAGUGGAUGAAUAAUGGUGCACUGUAUACAACUCCAAAUGGAUCCAAUGAUGAUUGGUAUUGGCUCUUUGCUGCAGUAAAACUUAGGUGCUUGCUUGUGACAAAUGAUGAAAUGCGAGAUCACAUAUUUGAACUGAUAGGAAGCAACUUUUUUAACCAGUGGAAAGAAAGACAUCAGGUUCACUACACUUUUGUGAAAGGAAACCUAAAACUUCAGAUGCCACCAUCAUAUUCAUUGGUCAUCCAGGAAUCGGAAAAAGGUUAUUGGCAUGUACCCCUAGCACCAGGCACUAGCUGUGAGUCUACGAGAUGUUGGCUCUGCAUUACCCGGCCAUGUGGUCAUGAUGUUGUUGCUACUGUUUCUAAUGGUGUUAGUAGCUUGGAUUCCCAAGUCGAUGAAAACAAUGCCACUUCUGUCACUGGUAAAAGAAAAGAGAGGUCUCCUCCUUCAUGAUAAAUUUUUCCAUGGGCUUGCCCUUUGUUUGGCUUGUCCUUUGAUUGCUUUGGGGUUACUGGUGGCAAGAUAAACGGCAGCAACCUUGCGGUUAUUAAGCUUCUACAAAUGAUUGUAAGCUAAUUAAAAGGGUACAUUUUUAACCACUCCCAACAGACCCACAGUAAGUUAUACUGUUUAAUCUCAUUGUUGUAAUUAUGUCAGAGGUUGUGUGGGGGGUUUCAGUCAUGGUUCCAAAGCGGGUAGUGGUUAUAGUGGCCGAUACUUAACCUUCCGAUGGACUCUAUCCAAUGAAUGAAUAAUCUUCAACUAGUCCAAUUAUAAAGUUUGUUAUUUUGUUCAA